Cyprinus carpio (common carp) is the source of this 7706-nucleotide messenger RNA. Its product is annotated as fibrillin-2-like. The record is from RefSeq and is a predicted model, not a curated record. Bases 1 to 7380 code for a protein of 2459 amino acids. Lineage: Eukaryota; Metazoa; Chordata; Actinopteri; Cypriniformes; Cyprinidae. The transcript has 56 exons. Gene Ontology annotation, molecular function: calcium ion binding.
AUGGAUGGUUCUCAGAGACGGGAGAAACACCCUGAGACCCUGAGAGGUUGCAGCCCUAAUGUGUGUGGAUCUGGUCUGCAGUCCUACUGCUGUCCGGGCUGGAAGACUCUGCCUGCAGGGAAGCGCUGUGUCCUACCUAUCUGCCGGAGCAGCUGUGGUGACGGCUUCUGCUCCAGACCCAACAUGUGCACAUGUCCAGGUGGACUAAUAGCCCCAACCUGUGCCAACAAAUCAUCCCAGCAGUGCAGUAUCAGAUGUGUGAAUGGAGGGCUGUGUGAAGGUGACCGCUGCCAGUGUCCAAAGGGAUACACGGGAAGCUUCUGUGGACAGCCUGUGUGUGAGAAGACCUGUCUUAACGGUGGACGCUGUGUUGGACCGAACCGCUGCGUGUGUGUGUAUGGCUUCACUGGACCACACUGCGACAGAGAUUACCGGACAGGGCCGUGCUUCGUCCAGGAGCCCCGCAGGCCGUGUGCGGCUCAGAGCCGUGGGUUCGUGAGCAGUAAGGCUCUGUGCUGUGCCACAGUGGGGCAGGCGUGGGGUCAUCUGUGUGAGAUGUGUCCAGCACUCAGCUCGUCCUGCAGCACAGGAUUCACACCAAACACCCGCACAGGAGCCUGCCAAGAUGUUGAUGAAUGUAAGGUUGUGCCUGAGCUGUGUAAAGGAGGAAAGUGCAUCAACACUGUGGGCUCGUAUCAGUGCCAGUGUCCCACGGGUUUCCAGCAGCACAGGAGUUCGCUGAUGUGUGAGGAUGUGGAUGAAUGCUCCACCGUCCAGCAUGUGUGUGAUGGAGGACGCUGCAUUAAUUCAGCGGGCAGUUUCUCUUGUGUGUGUCCUGCUGGAUUCUGGCCGUCUGCAGACCGGACGCGCUGCCUCGAGCAGCACACAGGCGUGUGUUUUGCGUCGGUUGUGAAUGGACGCUGUGCUCAGGAAAUCAGCGGACGCUUCAGUAAAGUCCAGUGCUGCUGUGAGCGUGGACGCUGCUGGAGUCAGAGCACAGCUCAUGAAAUGUGUCCUAUGCCACGAUCAGACGAAUACUACAGGAUCUGUCUGGUGGGCUCUGCCCUGAGUGGCUUCAGUGAAGAGCAUCCUGACAUGCCCUCUCAGCUUCCCAGCGGCUUCAGACCUGCCUCUAAUGACCAGAUACUUCACACACUUAAUAACAAUGGACUCAUCACACCUCAGAUUCAUCACAUUCCCCAAAUCCCUCAGAUCUCAGGGAAUGGUCAUGGAUUUAAACCACAGCGUCCUGUUGUCGUUGGUGUGACUGAGACUGUCAGCAGGUGUGGUCCGUGUCUGAAUGGACGCUGUGUACCGGUGGGCUCUGACUACCGCUGUGACUGUGACAGCGGAUACAGAGAGGACAGCAGAGGAGAGUGUUCAGAUGUAGAUGAGUGUGUGUUGGAGCCCUGCACUAAUGGAGACUGUAUCAACACGGCUGGCUCCUUCUACUGCAGAUGCCACUCAGGCUUCCUCAGGGUUCCUGGCAAACAGGCCUGCGCUGACGUUGACGAGUGUCUUCAGAAUGGCCUGCUGUGUCAGAACGGCCGCUGUCUCAACACAGAGGGCAGUUUUCAGUGCAUCUGUAACGCGGGAUUCAAGCUCACGCCUGAUGGGAAAAACUGCAUGGAUCACGAUGAAUGUGCCGCCACAAACAUGUGUCUUAACGGCAUGUGCAUUAAUGAAGACGGCAGCUUUAAAUGUGUGUGUAAACCUGGAUUCAGCCUCAACUCCAGCGGACGCUACUGUACAGAUACAGAUGAGUGCCGGACUCCAGGUGUGUGUAUGAACGGACGGUGUGUGAACACACAGGGCUCUUUCAGGUGUGAGUGUUUCGCAGGUCUUACCGUAGGAAUAGAUGGCCGCACAUGUGUCGACACACACAUGCGCAGCAGCUGUUACGGGGCUGUAAAGACAGGCUGGUGUGCGCGGCUCUUCCAGCGGUCUGUCAUCAAGUCACAGUGCUGCUGUGCCAACCCUGACUACGGCUUCGGUGAGCCAUGCCGGCCCUGCCCCGGCAAACACUCAGUUGAGUUCCAGGCCUUGUGUGCGAGCGGUGUGGGGUUUUCUGCUGAUGGCAAAGACAUUAAUGAGUGUGCUCUGGAUCCUGAUAUCUGCUCUAAUGGAGUGUGUGAGAAUCUCAGAGGAAGUUUCCGCUGCGUUUGUAACAGCGGCUAUGAAAGUGACCAGACUGGCAGAAAGUGUCUGGAUGUAGAUGAAUGUGUAGUGAACCGUCUCCUCUGUGAUAAUGGUCUGUGCCGGAACGUGCCUGGGAGCUACAGCUGCACCUGCCCGGCAGGAUUCACCUUCAGACACCACACAGAGACGUGUGACGAUGUGAAUGAAUGUGCGAGCAGCCCCUGUGUUAAUGGAGUCUGUAAGAACAGUGCGGGCUCUUUCUCCUGUGAGUGCCCAAUAGGAAGUAAACUGGACUCCACUGGACUUUUAUGUGUUGACAGUGUGAAGGGCUCGUGCUGGUUAACCCUGCAGGACGGCCGCUGUGAAGUGAACAUUAACAGAGCUACGCUGAGGUCUCAGUGCUGUGGCACGCUGGGAGCAGCCUGGGGAAGCCCGUGUGAACCGUGUCAGAUUGACCCUGUAUGUGAACGAGGAUUUGCUCGGCCGAGAGGGGCUUCGUGUGAAGAUGUAAACGAAUGUGAGGUGUUUCCUGGAGUGUGUCAUAAUGGACACUGUGUGAACACUAGAGGAUCAUUUAAAUGCCAGUGUCCAGAGAGUCUCACGCUGGAUGUCUCUGGACGUGUCUGUGUGGAUGUUCGUUCGGAGCUCUGUUUCCUCACCUACGAUGAAGACGUGUGUUUGCAGCCAGUGCCAGGACGUUUUCGUAUGGACGUGUGCUGCUGUACGGUGGGUUUGGCCUGGGGUAGAGAUUGUGAACUGUGCCCUGAGCCUGGCACAAGCCCAUUUGAAGCUCUGUGCCCGAGAGGACCAGGCUUCGCCAACAAAGGAGACGUGCUUACUGGCAGAGCUGUCUAUAAAGAUGUCAAUGAGUGUAAAGUUUUCCAAAGCAUCUGUAUUCAUGGAAAAUGCCGGAACACCAUUGGAAGCUUCAGAUGUCGUUGUGACAGUGGGUUUGCACUGGAUACCAAUGAGCAGAACUGCACAGAUAUUGAAGAGUGUGUGAUCUCUCCUGAUGUCUGUGGUCAUGGCACGUGUGUGAACACUCUGGGCAGUUUUCAGUGUGACUGUUUUCCUGGCUAUGAGAGUGGAUUUAUGAUGAUGAAGAACUGCAUGGAUAUUGAUGAGUGUGAACGAAAUGUCUCGCUGUGUAAUGGAGGCAUCUGUGAAAACACUGAUGGCAGCUACAAGUGUGUGUGUCCCCCUGGUCAUCAGCUGUCUGUGGACGGCAGUGCCUGUGAAGAUGUGAAUGAGUGCGAGUUGAGCAGCACAUUGUGUCCUAAUGGCCGGUGUGUGAAUGUGCUUGGGACGUACCAGUGCUCCUGCGCCCCUGGUUAUCAGACCACACCAGAUAGGAAAGACUGCACAGAUGUAGAUGAGUGUACGAUAGAGAAUGGAGGAUGUGAGCUGUACUGUAGUAACUCAGAGGGGAGUUACUCCUGCAGCUGCGGUCAGGGUUACGCUCUGACGCCAGACCAGCAGACAUGUGCAGAUGUGAAUGAAUGUGAAGAGGAUGUUAACAUCUGUGAAGGUGGUCAGUGCACUAAUGUCCCUGGAGCAUAUCACUGUCUGUGCCAUGAAGGAUUCAUGACUUCAGCAGACAUGAGGACAUGUAUCGAUGUGAAUGAGUGUGAACUCAACACCAACAUCUGUUUGUUUGGGGAGUGUGAGAACACCAAGGGCUCCUUCAUCUGUCAUUGUGAGAUGGGUUAUGCCGUGAAGAAAGGAACCUCUGGCUGCAUCGAUGUUAAUGAGUGUGAGAUGAACACUCACCACUGUGACACACACGCCACCUGUGUCAACACACCGGGACACUACCGCUGCUCCUGCAGCAACGGAUGGUCUGGUGAUGGAGUCAGAUGCACUGAUGUGGAUGAGUGCAGUGACAGGACUCAUGUCUGCAGCACUGAUGCUGAGUGUGUGAACACAGCAGGUUCGUACCACUGUAGAUGUUCAGACGGCUUUACUGGAGACGGAUUCACCUGCUCAGAUAUGGAUGAGUGUGCUGAAGAUGUGGAUCUGUGUGAAAAUGGGCAGUGUCUCAAUGUUCCUGGCAGCUAUCGAUGUGAAUGUGAGAUGGGCUUCACACACACUCCAAACAGCAAAACCUGUCAAGAUAUAGACGAGUGCACCUUCCAGAACAUCUGUGUAUUUGGCACAUGUCAGAAUAUUCCAGGAAUGUUUCGCUGUAUUUGUGAUGAGGGCUAUGAGUUGGACAGGACUGGUGGAAACUGCACAGACGUGAACGAGUGUCUUGAUCUUGUCAGCUGUGUUAAUGGUAACUGUGAGAACACAGCCGGCUCGUACCAGUGUAACUGUCCCACUGACUUUGAGCUCAACCCCACUGGAAUCGGCUGCAUUGACACACGAGUAGGGAGCUGUUUCCUGGAUGUGGCGUACCGUGGCCAUGGUGGGCUGGCAUGUAGCAUUGAGCUGGGAUUUGGAGUCAGUCGUUCAUCAUGCUGCUGUUCUCUGGGACAAGCAUGGGGUAACCCAUGUGACCUUUGCCCUACACUCAACACCUCGGAGUAUAACACACUGUGUCCUGGAGGAGAGGGUUUCAAACCCAACCCUAUCACCAUCAUCCUGGAAGAUAUUGAUGAAUGUCAGGAGCUGCCGGGUCUGUGUCAGGGGGGGGGAAACUGCAUCAAUACAUUCGGAAGUUUCCAGUGUGACUGUCCAGCUGGAUACUACCUCAACAUGGACAGCCGCAUGUGUGAGGAUAUUGAGGAAUGUGUGCUCAGUUCAGGCGCGUGUGGUCCAGGCACCUGUUACAACACACUGGGAAGCUACACAUGUGUCUGCCCAAAGGACUACAUGCCAGUGAGCGGAGGACACGGCUGCAUGGAUAUGAGGAAAAGUCUGUGUUACCGGAACUACAGUGGCAGUACCUGUGAGCAGCAGCUCAACUUCAACACCACACAGAGAUUGUGCUGCUGUGCUUACAAUGUGGGCAAAGCCUGGAACAAACCAUGUCAGGCCUGUCCGAGCCCUGGCACAGGGGACUAUAGAAGUCUUUGUGGCAGCAUGAUCGGAUUCAGGAUUGACACUGAAACUGGAAAGCCGAAAGAUAUUGAUGAAUGUCAUGAAAUCCCAGGCAUCUGUGCUCAUGGCGUGGGUAUAAAUCACGUGGGCCGAGUUUUCCACUGCGAGUGUCCCACAGGCUUCAGUUACAGUGACCUGCAGCCCAGCUCAUCUUGUGAAGAUAUUGAUGAGUGUUCUUUGGGAACCCCUGUGGAAAAUGGCACGUGCUCAAAUGUGAUUGGAGGAUUUGAGUGUCUGUGUGAGGAGGGGUUUGAGCCUGGACCAAUGAUGAGCUGUGAAGAUGUGAAUGAGUGCAGUCAGAAUCCUCUGCUCUGUGCAUUUCGCUGCAUUAACACUUUCGGGGCUUAUGAAUGCAGCUGUCCAUCUGGAUACACACUGCGAGAGGAUGGACGCAUGUGUCAGGAUGUAGACGAGUGUGCAAAUGAUCUUCACAACUGUGACUCCAGAGGAAUGGAGUGUAACAACUUAAUUGGCACGUUCAUGUGUGUUUGUCCAGCCGGGAUGAUCCGCAGGAUGAAUGACGACAUGUGUCAAGAUGAAAAUGAAUGCUUGACCCGGCCUGGGGUUUGUGAGAGUGGUCGAUGUGUCAACACUGUGGGCAGCUACACAUGUGAAUGUGGCGUUGGGUUCAAAGCUGACUCUACAGGCACACAAUGUCUUGAUUACAGGAAAGGCUUUUGUUUCACGGAGGUUAUGCACAGCAUGUGUCAGAUGUGGUCCAGCAGUGGUGUUCCUGUCAGCAGGUCUCAGUGCUGCUGUAAUGGAGGCCGUGGGUGGAGGGACCCGUGUGAGCUCUGCCCACCUCCUGCCACUGCCAGCUACAGGAAACUCUGUCCAUAUGGCCACGGCUACACCACUGAUGGAACAGAUAUAAAUGAGUGUAAGCUGAUUCCAGGUGUUUGUGCCAACGGUGUCUGUAUCAACAUCAUGGGCUCUUACAGAUGCCACUGUAAGCUAGGAUACAUCGCCUCUGCCGCAGGAACCGCAUGCGUCGAUUUGGAUGAAUGCGGUUUGUCCCCGAAGCCCUGUAACUUCAUCUGUAAGAAUACGGAGGGCAGCUAUGCGUGUUCCUGUCCGCGGGGUUACACGCUGCAGGACGACAGCAGGACCUGUCGAGAUGUGGAUGAAUGUCAGAGCGGACGACACAACUGUCAGUUCUCCUGCGUCAACACCAUCGGUGGAUUCACCUGCAAGUGUCCAGCGGGCUUCAGCCAGCAUCACACAGCCUGCAGAGAUGUUAAUGAGUGUCUGUCUGCGGGGGGUCCGUGUGGCCAGCGGGGCGUCUGUCUGAAUUCAGUGGGCAGCUUCAGCUGUGAGUGUCCACAGGGCUUCAGUCUGGACUCUCUCGGCCUCAGCUGUGACGAUGUAGAUGAGUGCGCGGUUGAUCACAGCUGUCAGUUCGGCUGUCAGAAUGUUGCAGGUGGCUUCCGCUGCAGCUGUCCAGACGGAUACACACAGCACCAGCACUGGAACCAGUGUGUGGAUGACAAUGAGUGCUUGAACCCGAGCAGCUGUGGGUCAGCUUCUUGUUUCAACACACUGGGCAGCUUUAAGUGUGGCUGUCCGUCUGGCUUCACCUUUGACCCCGUGUCCACUAGCUGUGAGGAUGUGGAUGAGUGUGUGUCCUUCACGAGCCCCUGCAGAUAUGGCUGCUCAAACACACAGGGAGGAUUCAUGUGUGCAUGUCCAGUGGGGUAUUACAGAGCGGGACAGGGACAUUGUGUAUCUGCUGCUGGUUUUGGGGGUGCUGGGCUUGGACCAGAAGAGGAAAACGGUCUUUCUCCUGAAACCUGCAAUGGCUGCAAAACGAAUGGACAGCAGAAGAAAAGUGUCAGGAGAAGACACUCUUCAAACCUCAGAUUGGAGGGAGUUAGUCUGGCCAGUGUGGAUGUGGAUCAGCCGCUGAGAUUACUCCUCAAUCGCUCACAACUCAAACCCAAUGAAGCCAUCCUGGAGCUGCUGCCCGCUGUCGGAGCGCCUGCUCAAGAACUCAUGUACACCAUCACAGCUGGAAACCGUGACGGCUUCUUCCAGAUCAGACAGCAGGAGGGUAUCAGUUACCUGCACAGCACACACAGGACGCCCCCAGUGAGACAGUACAUACUGCAGAUCAGGAGUUCUGCCCGCUCUGAAGACAUGCACAGGGAGGAGCGACCUGCUCGAAACCUACACAUGACUCUCCGCAUCACACUCAAGUAGAGCAGGAACUGCUGGAAACUACCACCAACCAACACGUGUGAGCUUCUUAAGAUAACUGACCGCUCUCUCAGAAGUCACUGACUGCAUCCGAAAUCACCCCCUAUACCCUCAUUCACUAUUCCCUAAAUUAGCUCACUAAUUCAGUUCACUUGAUAGAGUGAAUGAAAACGAGUGAGUGAAUACGGACACGGAGUGCACCAGAAGAACUGCUGCUUUUGCAUAGUUUGUACUGCUGUUUAACAAUCAUUUGAAAUUGGUAAACUGGCUGCUCCAGUAGGAUUUAUCUUGAAUGCUUGCAUGGAAAUUAUUUAUAAACCCUAUUAAAA